Messenger RNA from Pundamilia nyererei, 3811 nucleotides. RefSeq names its product glutamate receptor 1-like. Bases 200 to 2797 code for a protein of 865 amino acids. The transcript has 17 exons. Gene Ontology annotation, molecular function: ligand-gated monoatomic ion channel activity. Lineage: Eukaryota; Metazoa; Chordata; Actinopteri; Cichliformes; Cichlidae. The record is from RefSeq and is a predicted model, not a curated record. Gene Ontology annotation, cellular component: membrane.
UGAGAGAGGUACAGUCUCAGCGGCAGCACGGCUCUGCGCUCCGAGUGUGGAUGUUAGAAAAGAGGGAAGGACUCCGAGACACACACACACACAGAGGAGCGCUACCGGUGGACGUGAGUGUGCUCGCGGGCUGCGGAGCGUCUCUCCGGUCAGCUGUGAAUGGGAUUACGGCGGCUCCUCCGGGACUGCAGGAGGAACCAUGCGGCCGCAGAGCUGCCCGCUGCCCUCGGCCCUGCUCCCGCUGCUGCUCGGGCUCUGCAGCGGCACAAGUUUCCCAACUAACAUCAACAUAGGAGGCCUUUUCCCCGGUGACUCCCAUGAGUACGAGGUGUUUCGUUUCGCCCUGGCACAAAACCAGGACAUCCCCAAGCUGGUGCCACAGGUGGACAUGGUGGACACGAGCAGCAGUUUCGCCAUGACCUACGCCUUCUGCUCACAGUUCUCUAAGGGAGUGUACGCCAUCAUGGGUCUGUACGACCGGCGGACGGUCAACAUGCUGAUGUCCUUCUGCGGGUCUCUGCACGUCUGCUUCGUCACGCCGUCCUUCCCCGUGCAGACCAACAACCAGUUCGUCCUGCAGCUGCGGCCCCAGCUGCAGGAGCCCCUCAUGGCCCUGCUUGAGCACUUCUACUGGACCAGGUUCGUCUACAUGUACAGCUCUGAAUCAGGUUUGGCAGUGUUGCAGAGGAUCCUGGACACGGCGGCAGAACGAAGUUGGCAGGUCACCUCGGUUAACCUGGACAGUCUCACAGAGCCGGCCUUCAUCAAGCUGCUGGCUGACCUCGACUACAAGAAGGACUUCCAGAUCAUCAUCGACUGCGAGCUGAAACGCCUCAACUACAUCCUCAACCUGAUUGCUGCUCAGAAGAGGAACUUGAAGAACUACCACUACAUCCUUGCCAAUCUGGGCUUCUUGGACCUGAACGUCACAGAAUUUCAGAAGCUCGGACCGAACGUGACCGGCUUCCAACUGGUGAAUCGGUCGGAUCCCGCUGUGCAGAAGAUCAAUCAGAACUGGCUGGACUUCGACAACAAAGACCUCAAAGUGGCUCGCAGGAGGCUCAAGUACACAGGAGCUCUGACCUAUGAUGGUGUCAGCAUCAUGGCAACGGCAUUCCAGAAUCUGCGGAGGCAACGGAUCGACAUCUCUCGCCGGGGCAACGCAGGGGAGUGCCUGGCCAACCCGCCCGCUCCGUGGGGACAGGGCAUCGAUAUCCAGAGAGCCCUGCAGCAGGUUCGUCUGGAGGGGCUGACGGGUCACGUCCAGUUCGAUGAGCGCGGACAUCGAACCAACUACACUUUGACUGUGAUGGAGCUCAGCCACAUUGGACCCAGGAAGAUCGGCUUCUGGAAUGAGAAGAGAGGCUAUGUGAACACUGCCAUCUACAGGCCGAUGCAGGAGGAGUUUUACAAUGUGCAGAACAAAACCUACAUUGUCACUACCAUCCUGGAAGCUCCCUACAUGAUGCUAAAGAAGAACCACGAGCAGUUUUGGGGAAACGAUAAAUAUGAAGGUUACUGUGCCGAGCUCGCCGCAGAGAUCGCCAAACACGUCGGGUUCACGUACCGCCUUGAGCUAGUAGGUGACGGCAAGUACGGUGCCAGAGACGCUGAAACAAAGAUGUGGAAUGGCAUGGUGGGAGAGCUGGUGUAUGGGAAGGCGGACAUGGCAGUGGCCCCGCUGACCAUCACUCUGGUGCGAGAGCAGGUGAUCGACUUCACAAAACCCUUCAUGUCUCUGGGAAUCUCCAUCAUGAUCAAGAAACCUACCAAGUCCAAACCGGGCGUCUUCUCUUUCCUCGACCCGCUGGCCUACGAGAUCUGGAUGUGCAUCGUCUUUGCCUACAUCGGGGUCAGCGUGGUGCUCUUCCUGGUGAGUCGGUUCAGUCCUUACGAAUGGAACGGUGAGGAGUCUGAUGAUGAAGAUGAAACUGCUCUCUCUUCUUCUCGAAGAGCUCAGGCCUCUUCAUCCGCAGAACAUACCCACUCUCCAGGGUUCUCCCAGGCUCAGGGGCAGAACCAGAACCAGCAGAAGGAAAAGGAGACCCCAGAAUACACCAAUGACUUUGGCAUCUUUAAUUCUCUGUGGUUCUCACUCGGAGCGUUUAUGCAGCAGGGCUGUGACAUCUCUCCCAGGUCUCUCUCAGGUCGAAUUGUCGGAGGAGUUUGGUGGUUUUUCACCCUCAUCAUCAUCUCUUCCUACACAGCCAACCUGGCAGCCUUCCUCACCGUAGAGAGGAUGGUGUCCCCCAUAGAGAGUGCAGAGGACCUGGCCAAGCAAACAGAGAUUGCCUAUGGUACCUUGGAUGGAGGCUCCACUAAAGAAUUCUUCAGGCGGUCAAAGAUUGCAGUGUUCGAGAAGAUGUGGUCAUACAUGCGGAGUGCAGACCCAUCGGUCUUCGUCAAGAGCACUAGUGAAGGCGUGAUACGGGUCAGAAAGUCAAAAGGGAAAUAUGCUUACCUGCUGGAGUCCUCCAUGAAUGAGUACAUCGAGCAGAGGAAGCCCUGUGACACCAUGAAAGUAGGAGGCAACCUGGACUCUAAAGGCUAUGGAGUGGCCACGCCUAAAGGAUCCCCCCUCAGAAUCCCAGUAAACCUAGCAGUACUGAAGCUCAAUGAACAAGCCGUCUUAGACAAGUUGAAAAACAAGUGGUGGUAUGACAAGGGGGAGUGUGGACACAAGGACUCCGGCAGAAAGGCUGCAUGCUAUUGGAUGAAAAAGCUAAGUCACACCCACCAAAAACCAAGCGAUGCAUGUGAGGAAAGAACGUGCAAAAUACAAGCGCUCGCCAACUGAGUCUGUUUUUUAAAAGAUUGUGAUAUGAAGCUAUUUUUCAUAAAUGACACAUUUCUAUGACCGUGAAGACCAGCACAGAUAUAAUGAACCUCUGAAUUGAAGUAUAAGACCUUUUUGUUAAGAAUUUCAAGAUAAUUUUUUUUCCACAUUUUGUUUGCAUUUUCAUGCAUGAAGCUGCAUGUGACAGAUCAAUAGAUGUGGAUGUUCAAAGGCUAUGAUUGAGGCAACGGAGGGUCAUUCUUUUCAUGAGGAGAUGAACAUUAGCAGGGUCUUUGCCCUGUUCAGUAGGGUCAGAUACAUUUGGACUUUUAAAUACAUUUAUAUAUCAGAUAAUAUUGGGCUAAAGACUAGAUGGUUGAAUUAGACUCUUGGAGUGACAAACUCUCAUUUUAAUUAGUUUUAAUGUUUGUUAUUUGUUAACACUUGUUAGCAUUUAUUAACUAUUUUAACUGUUUCCUUAUUGUGAUUAGCUAGCAAAAAGUGAUGAUUUUUUACAAAGAGGAGUUUGUUCAUAUCUCAAAAUAGACUUUGAUGUACAAAAACAUCAAAGCACAAUUAAAACUUACUUUCCUGGCAGGUGUCACCGAUUAGGUUUUAUGUUUUGAAUGGAAACUACAAACUUAUCAGUUAGGCAGUAAAUUUCAAAUUUCAAAUUUGAGUGGAUGUCGCCCAAAAGUAAUUUCAUAUUAAAUUCCAUAAUUCAUGGGAACUCAGACAUUCUCUGAGGGGAUUUAUAUUUCCAUUUGUCAGAAUAUCACAGCCUUUGAACGCUGCAUAAUGGUCUUCCUAGUUAGAAACUUGUAUUUAGCUUUGGGAUUUUAGACCAUUUUAAACUUUUUAAAAAUAAUUUUGUCCUUUUGCUUACAGUUGGAUUCAAACCAUAGUGAUGUCAUGCCUCUGUGCACCAUGAUUCGGUGUCUCUAACCUCACUUCUCUGUGCUGAUAGGACAAAACUAGCGCGCUCAGUCUGAGCAAUGUAGCUGGAGUUUUCUACAUCCUGAUUGGUGGGCUGGG